CGUGUCUCUUGUACACGUACUGCUUAACUGAGAUGUGUGUAUAUGAGUCAGGGGUCUGAGCCUCAUAAAGUGUAUCAUAUCGGAACAGGUAUCGUUUCAGAAUGAGGGGUACUGUUGUUCUGCUGGUGUUGUUGUUCUGUCUGUCUGGGGCAUGGACUCGGGAGGAGAGUGGAGGGGUCCGAGAGAGUGACAUCACUCAACAGGGACACAGUGCAGGGAGAGAGAGCAGGGUGAGAGAGGUUCAGAUGGAGAGCCAAAUGACUGACGCUUCAGAGAAAACCAACAAACAGACGACCACCUCGCCUGACAUCUGGACUGAGAUGAAGGAGCUGAGAGACAUGGUGCACAACCUGGGAACCACUGUGGUGGAGCAGAGCGAGAAGCUGAGGAACAUGGAGGUCAGAGUGACAGCCAGUGAGGCAGAGGAGCAGAGAAACACAGUGACCGAUCUUAGGGUGGCACUGAUGCUCACCAAGAAUAAAGUGGAGGAAGUGGAGAAAGAGAAUGCAGACCUGACUGCUGGAUUGAGUGGCAGUAAGAGCCAGGUGGAGGAGCUUCAGACAAAGAAUGCAGCCCAAGCUGCUGAACUAUCAGCCAUGGGGGACAGAGUGACAGCCAGUGAGGCUGAGAAUGCAGCCCUGGAGACCAGACUGAGUGCUAGUGAGAGCCAGGUGGAGGAGCUGAAGAGAGCAACUGCAGACAGGCCAAAGGUGGCCUUCUCUGCUGGUUUGACUGAUUCAGGAACUGUUGGACCCUUUGUUGCUGAAACCACACUGGUAUACACCAAAAUCUUCUCAAACAUUGGCAAGGCCUACAACCCAGCUACAGGUGUCUUCACAGCACCAGUGAGAGGACUCUACUACAUUAGCUUCACUGCCAUGAGUGUCCAGACCUCGUUUUACUUUUAUGCAUACAUGUAUAAGAAUGGACAGAAAAUCAUGUAUAGUCAGGGAUAUAAUGCUGGCGGUUAUGAGACACUGUCUAAUGGAGUCAGUCUAGAGCUGGAGGAGGGAGACGUGGUGUACAUGCGCAUCCCUGCAAGCAACCGGCUCUAUGAUAACUCAAAUAAUCACAACAUCUUCAGUGGCUUCCUGCUCUUCACAGUGUGAGAACAUCAUGGACGCUGUAAUGGUCUCUAGUAAAGUGUCUGUAUGUCAGGGCCUCUUGGAGCCAAAAUGACUCCCGUAUUAAUAAAUGCAUCAUUAAAAGCA
Messenger RNA from Oncorhynchus kisutch (coho salmon), 1211 nucleotides. RefSeq lists its product as uncharacterized. The coding region runs from base 102 to 1109 and encodes 335 amino acids. The record is from RefSeq and is a predicted model, not a curated record. NCBI's taxonomy places the organism in Eukaryota, Metazoa, Chordata, Actinopteri, Salmoniformes, Salmonidae. The transcript is spliced from 6 exons. Gene Ontology annotation, molecular function: protein binding.